UCACAAGUGCAAGUGUCACACAAGUCAAAUCUUGAAUUUUGCAUUUUGCAUUAUAAUGUUUUUGUUCCCAAAAGAAAGAAAAGGUCUUCGACCCAAAACAUGUUGGCCAAAAACACCUCCGUUUCAAACAAGUCUAAUUUUGAUACUACUUGUGGCAGCUCCAUUUCUUAUAGUGAUGAUAAUUCUGUACGCACACUCUCUAACAGCAUGGAAGCAAACAGAAAAAUGUUCUACAUUGUGUAAUUUGCUUCAAAAUUGGAAAGUAAAACGAGAGCUUUCAGAUCCUACUGAUUAUCCCAGUUUCCUUGAAGAGUCAAUCAUGCAUCCUGACUCGGAAAGACGUAAAAGAGAAGCUAUUGCUUAUCUCAGUGUGAAAUAUCUCGCAGAACAACAUCGUAAUGGUAAUGAAGCCAAUUAUCAAAAAAUAGAAGUACAUCCACAAACAUCUCCAGUCAAGAAUUUUGUGAAAACAGAAGGGUUUCCCACGCUAUCAAAUGACAAAAUUAAGAAAUCUGGACAAAAAGAAAAAAACAAGGAGUUAAGCUUAACACUUACAGUAAAAUUACAUUCGACAACACAAGAAAAAGAUAAAAAAGAAACUAUGAGGAAUCAAAAUUACUUUCCAAUAGCAGCUUUACUGGAAAAGAUAUAUUCUGAUGAAAAUGAAGAGCUACUUAAAUGCACAAUCGCAAAACUUUCAUCCAACUGGGCACUAACAACGACUAAUUGUUUUAAAUAUAAGGGCGACAAAUGGGACUUUUUAUCAAUUAGAAGUCACUCGGAUUAUUGGUCAAAGGGUGGUAACAUAAAUAAAAUAGAAAAUGUUUUCUCUUACAAAAACCUAGUGGCACUCAAGUUAAAAUCUGAUCAACCUUCCAUACAUUUUUACAUCUCAAAUAUUGCAAAUGUUUCAAAUAGAGAACAAAUAAUAUUUUAUUGGGAUGUUAAUUUACAACUUCCGUUACAAAAACGACUUAAAUUUGGUAAACUCCAAAUCACACACAUCCCAUUAAAGAAAACACAUGAUGUGCCCAUAUUUGAUUCCGACAAAAAUUUGAUCGGUUUUCAGUGGUCUAAAUUCGCUUACGAAAACGUAAGUGAGUAUCGUUCUUGGUUAAAAAAACUAGGGGCUUUUCCAUAA
Tribolium madens (black flour beetle) is the source of this 1141-nucleotide messenger RNA. RefSeq lists its product as uncharacterized. Lineage: Eukaryota; Metazoa; Arthropoda; Insecta; Coleoptera; Tenebrionidae. The transcript is spliced from 4 exons. Bases 56 to 1141 code for a protein of 361 amino acids. The record is from RefSeq and is a predicted model, not a curated record.